Messenger RNA from Orussus abietinus, 1664 nucleotides. RefSeq lists its product as uncharacterized. The transcript has 5 exons. NCBI's taxonomy places the organism in Eukaryota, Metazoa, Arthropoda, Insecta, Hymenoptera, Orussidae. The record is from RefSeq and is a predicted model, not a curated record. The coding region runs from base 82 to 1542 and encodes 486 amino acids.
UUCUACAUGCAUGCUGGCUGUAAAAGCGAGCGAAUGUCAUCGAGGUUAGGCCGAGUACAUUAAUCAGAAGGCAAGGAAACAAUGGGGAAUCAAACAACUCGCGGUGACAAAGCAUCCAGAAAGAAACCGAAUUUAAUUACGACUACUAAAGAAGCUAAAACUUCCAACUCGGCGGUAGAAGGGUCGCCAACGGAUUCUGGUUAUGUUGCUCAAUCGCAGUUUCUUCCCAUCAAAAUGUUGACAGAAAUCCUUACGAACCGUGCACGUCAGGAGGAGUCCAUAAAUGGAGUGUCAAGUACGGUGUUCAAGCGAUACCUCUUUCCUCGGUAUCCUGAUUUUUCUAAUAAAUUGUUUAAACACCUCCAUCGAUCCUCUGAUGUAACGCCAAAUUUCAUGGAUCCAAGCGAAUUCCAGCAUCAAGUGGAAAGAUUCUUACAGAUUAUGAAUGACCGAGUCAUUCUGAAUAAUUAUGUGAGGAUCUUUUCAGUAAGGAUGAAGGAUUCAACAACUCCGGAAGAUGUGAAUGAGUUAUUAAUGACCUCAUAUCAGUUGGUUGUGGAUACCGGUGGGAUGCACGGCUGCUCAAGCAUACAACGAAUUGUCGAUGCUGUUCUUGCAUCCUGUUUUGAAGGUGCAGCUAGUUUUCCCGUUAAUCAUGUAUGCGAUUGGUUAUGGGAGCACUCUCCGCGAAUAAUUCAAGGACUUCAUCGUUAUGUUGUACACGUUUUGGCAACAGCAUAUAGAAGUGGAGAUGAACUUUUAUCCAGAGAGGUACCUUCUACUCCAGAAACGACUGUUUCCUUCGAGGAAUUACUGGAAUACAGGGAAGAACCAUGGACAUCUCUACCCAUUAGCCAUGUGUGGCUCUUAUCAACAAGUUUACCUGCAUGUUUUAUACAGAAUACCAAUCCCCCAUCGGAAGACGAACAACAUCUAAGUAGUAAACUUUUACGAAACCUUUGCCCUCGUCAUUGGGUAUUAUUGUAUAACAGUGGACAGCAUGGCUCAGGAGCGAACCGUUUCCUUCAUCACGUCCUAGGAUACAAGAGUCCUACGUUACUUUUUAUAAGAUGUAAAAGCUUGGACGAAAAAGAAUCCUUACUAUUUUGUAUAUGCUCUGCUGUUGAAUGGCGAGAAUCCCAGUUGUAUUGGGGUGACGAAAGUUCCAUGAUCAUUAAGAUUCUACCGAACUACCAGAUCCUGGAGAAAGGAUCGAAACUAUUGUACUUAAACACCAGUAUCAGAGGCUAUCCAAAAGGGUUGCGUGCUGGAACUGAUUAUCGCAAUCCAUGCGUUAGCAUCGAUGAGUCCUUUCACUUAGUUACCUUUCAAACCGUCCAGUAUUCUUUGCUUGAGCUGGAAGUGUGGGGGUGUGGAGAUAGUAAAUCACGGGAACAUCAAUUGGAUGUAAAAAAGUGGCAGGUAAAAGAAGCCGAGAAGCAGAGAAUCGUGAAGAUGAGUGCUUCCGACUGGUUGGAUCAUCCCGAUCGAUAUCUGCUUGAGCUGGCUGGAAGGUCGUCAUAUACCACUAAUAAUAACUGACCUCAAGUGAAACUGCGUUACUUGUUGCCCACAAGUUUGUGCUGUAUAUAUAUACACAUAUGUACACGUGCCUAAUUAUUGUGAUGUAUUUUAAGUAGGGAGAUUAUACGCCUUUUGCGAAA